Pygoscelis adeliae (Adelie penguin) is the source of this 2332-nucleotide messenger RNA. RefSeq names its product YdjC homolog (bacterial) (gene YDJC). The transcript has 5 exons. Gene Ontology annotation, molecular function: deacetylase activity. Lineage: Eukaryota; Metazoa; Chordata; Aves; Sphenisciformes; Spheniscidae. The coding region runs from base 18 to 944 and encodes 308 amino acids. Gene Ontology annotation, biological process: carbohydrate metabolic process. The record is from RefSeq and is a predicted model, not a curated record.
AGGGAUGACCUCUAAGGAUGCUUCAGGUGAAGCUAAUAGUAACUGGAGAUGACUUUGGCUAUUGUCCUCGGAGAAACCAAGGCAUCGUGGACUGUUUCCUGGCUGGUGCGAUAUCUAAUGUGUCCCUUCUAGUCAACGGAAGUGCUGCAGCAGAUGCAGCCAAGCUGGCGAGGAGAUACAACAUCCCAAUAGGCCUGCACGCCAACCUCUCCGAGGGCUCUCCUGUAUGUGAGGUGCUCAAGACAAACUCUUCUCUGCUCAACCAGGAUGGAUUCUUCCAUGGGAAAAUGGGAUUCAGAACAGCUCUAUCAAAAGGUCUCCUGAAUAUGUCAGAGGUGAAGCAGGAGCUAAAGGCCCAGGUGGAGCUGUUCCAUGAGCUGACAGGUCACCUACCUCCUCACAUGGAUGGGCACCAGCACAUCCACGUCCUCCCAGAGGUCAGGCACGUAUUUGCAGAGGUGUUAGAGGAGUAUGGCAUUACAUACACACGUGUCCCAGUAGAGCCAGGCCUUCAUAACUGUGACUGGAUUCCGCCAUCCCUGAUGGACUUUUAUCUGGGAGUAGAAGAAGAUUCUUUUAACACAGUGGAUGUGUUUACAAGGCAUGGAAUAAGAUGGCCAGACAUUUACAUAGGUUUGAGUACCAUGGGCAAGAACAUGUCUGUCAGUAACAUCUGGAGUGCCAUUGACACCGCCAUCGUGGAGUUCCUGUCCAAGGCGCCCUCCCCCGCACACCCGACGCCACAGAGCAGGACAGUAACGAUUGAACUGAUGGUGCAUCCAGGGUACCCGAGCGUCCCACCCGUCGGCGGCUGUGGGGAAGGACCAGAUGAUUUCUCACAGUCCUGGGAGCGCCUCCAUGAACUCCAGACAUUAAUUAAGCCAGAGCUGCAGAGCCAUUACAAAACCAGGAACGUUCAGCUUUGUUCAUUCAAAGAUCUUUAAGUAAACAAGCAUACAUACAUACAUACAUACAUUUAUACUUUGAAGAUACACAGUUGCUAAUGUCCGGAGAAGCCAGACCACUGUUACCAGCGUAAUACGUCCUGGUACAGCUGACAGGAGCUGGGAACAGCAUUAGGCUGUUCAUGGAAGAGCAACACCCUGUGAGCAGCUACAGGCAGUACCCCCGAGCCCUGACUGGCAGUUUUUAGGCCACAGCAUCUGCUUUGAAUGUGACAACCCCCUUCUGCGUCACCCACUCGCACACGGUUCCAGCACAGCAUGGCAGCCAAGGCCCAGCCCUCCUCCCAGGGCUCAGUUCCUGCCAACGCGAUGGUGAGCAGCACGAAGACAGGCUUUGCUGCGAGACCAAGCAGCACACUAGCACCCUGAGGGUUCUGAUCAUUUCCCUUCGUGGACUUAACUGCAAAAAAAGAAAGAUGUGGGGGAGCAAGCGCUGCUUUGGAGCAACCACUCGGUGUAGGUUGCCCACGGGAGGCCUGGAAACCUUCAGCAUUUUGUUUUCUUAAAGUGCCGGGUCACGGUCCCUUCCCCUCCACUGGUGCCUGCCCGUCGAUGGCGAGGGGCACAGGGGCACAUUACUUCAGAGCAUUUCUCUGGUCAGAGCAGUUGGAUCAUGGGUUUAGCGUGGUGGUGUCUGCAGCCAUAUUCCACGUACAGCCUCAGCCAGCAGUAAUUACUGCUCCUCCUAUUUACGUUGCCUGUUGGCAUUAAGCCACCGUAGGAAAGUAACAUCAGCCACAGCCCUUUCAGAGAGGCUUUUCUUUCUUUGGUUGGUUGGUUUUUUUUUUUUGGAUGACUUUGCAAGAACAGCAACUGUUGACCCAUCUGCUAUUUCAGUAACUGCUCCAUGCAAGAGCUCACCAGCAACUGUUCCUGCACUGCCCACCGCCUCUCAUGAAAAACGUGCGGGACAGUUGCGUACCAGCUAUGAGCAAGUUUUCAAGUGGAGAACAUCCCUCUAUUUGUCCAUUUUUAUUCCUGUCAUCAAAGCAUUUGAAGAUCAACAAGCCCUAGUAAUACUCAUACAUUUAACUGCGUUCUUAACUGUAACCCUGUCACUCACAUGUAACUUUCACACGGGAAAAAAUCUUUUAGAUUGUUUACGCUCAUUUUCUGCGCAAAAGUGAUCUAUUUAACAUAAUCAUUUUUGGUUAACGAUUUCUUUUAAUAUUAAAGAUUUCAAUGUGAUCAUCAUUCUUUUAAGUGAAAAAUAAACUCAGGCCUUUUUCUAUUGUAAUGCUUCAGGAGGCUUUUGGUUUUAGUUAUAGCUGGAGAGCAAACUAAACCCACUCACCUACCUGCGACUGCCUGCGGAGUGCUGAAAGGAUGCCUGUCUCUAUCAUCAACAGGAACCGUUUGACCUUCCC